ACGACAGUCCUAUCGCCACUUGUUGCUAAACAACAGAUCUCUAAGAGAAAGCUACCAUUUGUCUCAGUGUUCAAAACAUUUUAUUUAAUCCCAGUGACAUUUUUAUUUGGACUUAAAGAAUACUUGAACGUUUUAAGUGCAGUGAAUAAAAUAUAAUGAAGCUCGUACAGUUUGUUUAUAAAAAUAAUCCUAAAGAAGUAAGAGCAGGGUAUCUAGUUGGCGAUGAUGUAGUUGAUAUAAAUAAAGCUGAUCCGUCAAUACCUAGCACUUUGAUUGACAUCUUGAAGAACGGACACAUUGAAAAAGUUAAAAAGUUACAAGCUACUAAACAAGAAACUGUGCCUAUAUCAACAGUAAUACUGAAAGCGCCGAUACAUGGAGGAGAUAAAGUCCUCUGCGUUGGACUAAACUACAAAGACCAUUGCGAGGAACAAAAAUUCCCACCGCCAGAAAUCCCAUUCAUCUUCAACAAGUUCCCAAGCACGGUAAUUGGACCCAAUGAUUCCAUCAAACUAAAACCUGAAAUAUCAGAAAAAGUUGUAUGCGAAGUUGAAUUGACCAUUAUCAUUGGAAAAACAGCUUCCAAAAUUAAGGCAGAAGAUGCUUACAAAUAUGUUUUGGGGUACACUAUUGCUCAGGACAUAGGAGCAACAGAUUGGGACAAGAAUAAUCUUAUGGGACAACUGUUGCUUGGGAAAGCUAUGGACACUUUCUGUGCUAUUGGUCCUUGUAUAACAACUGCCGAUGAGAUUGGCGAUCCUCAGAAAUUAGGCAUAAGAUGUAUCGUUAAUGGUGUUGAAAAACAGAAGAGUAAUACAGAUCAGUUUAUUCAUAAGAUUCCUGACGUUAUUUCGAGAUUAUCAAACUUAUUCACGUUGUUACCUGGUGAUAUCAUUUUGACGGGCACUCCUGGAGGUGUGGGGGUAUAUAGGAAUCCUCCCGAGUUCCUACAAACUGGUGACGUGAUUGUCAGUGAGAUUGAAAAUAUCGGAGUUAUGAUCAACAGAGUUGAGAAUUUUGAGUAACUCCAUUGAAUUGCUUUAAUAUUUAUGGGAAAUAUAAUGGAGAAUAUUACGUAGACGUCAAA
This is a messenger RNA of Helicoverpa zea (corn earworm), 1087 nucleotides long. RefSeq names its product fumarylacetoacetate hydrolase domain-containing protein 2-like. The record is from RefSeq and is a predicted model, not a curated record. Lineage: Eukaryota; Metazoa; Arthropoda; Insecta; Lepidoptera; Noctuidae. Gene Ontology annotation, molecular function: hydro-lyase activity. Bases 156 to 1025 code for a protein of 289 amino acids. The transcript has a single exon.